CAGACAAUAUUUGGUGCGUUACUUUGUUUCAAAACUACAUGAAAAACUUCAUCAAACCCUUUGUAAACCUUCAAGAUUCCUGUUGAGGUAGAUAAUGCGCUAAAAUCACUUGCCGCGGAAAUGGAGAGAAGCUAAAUAUUUAUAAAAUGACUCGAAAUUUGAGGCGAUAACAGCGAAAAUCCUGAUAUGUAUUUGUAAAUAAUAAAUCAAUUUCAAUACUACAAUUACAAUUUAUAUCGUUCGGCGGAUCAUAUAUUAUAAAUCAAAGUUCGAUUAUUGCUCCUAUGCAAUAGACAGAUAUGGCUUCAUUUCCUGUCUAUCUUAAUGUCUAUGAUAUGCAUUGGACGAAUGACUAUACAUCAAAACUGGGUGUUGGAGUCUACCAUUCAGCAGUUGAAGUACAUGGUAGAGAAUUUGCAUUCAUUGGUCAUGAGUUGACCUCCUCCGGACUGGUUGAACUUGAGCCAAAAGGUUGCUCGUUUAUGGGUGAAUCUUUUAAAUUUAGGGAGUCUAUAUAUCUAGGAAAAACAGACUUAACAGAUGAAGAUAUUACCACAAUAAUUCAAGAUUUAGGAGUACAUUUUACAGGAUUAUCUUAUCACUUAGUUACAAGGAAUUGCAAUCAUUUUUCAUCAGAGUUUUCACAGUUACUAUGUGGCAAAGAUAUCCCAGCCUGGAUAAACAGAAUAGCAAAUGUUGGUUCUAAACUUCCCUGGUUGUAUAAUUGUCUUCCUAAAGAUUGGUUGACUCCUGAACCAGAGGAACAAGAUAAUAUGAACUCGUAUAUGUUUAAUCCUGACCAACGUCGUAAUAAUAUCAACUAAUUUCAGUCAAAAUGGUGAUUUAUUGUGUGUUAGUGUGGGUCAAACAGUGGUACAAUGCAGAAUUGAUAACUCAUAAUUAACCUUAGUUU
Dendronephthya gigantea is the source of this 913-nucleotide messenger RNA. RefSeq names its product deubiquitinase DESI2-like. NCBI's taxonomy places the organism in Eukaryota, Metazoa, Cnidaria, Anthozoa, Malacalcyonacea, Nephtheidae. The record is from RefSeq and is a predicted model, not a curated record. The transcript has 7 exons. Gene Ontology annotation, biological process: protein deubiquitination. Bases 300 to 824 code for a protein of 174 amino acids. Gene Ontology annotation, molecular function: deubiquitinase activity.